UUAAUAAAAAAAUCAUUGUCUUAGGCAGUGAAAUUUUAUGCUUUGUUAAAACGAGUCAUAAUUUUUUUUUUGUCGACAUUAAACGAUUUAAAAAUUAAUAAAAAUUAAUAAAAUGUCGGAAAUUCAAACAUUUUUCGAAGGUCACAAUUUAUUUAUUACAGGUGGAACGGGGUUUAUUGGCAAAAUUUUAGUGGAAAAAGUUUUACGAGGUCUGCCGAAAGUUGGUAAAGUAUAUCUCUUGAUGAGAGGAAAGAAAGGGAAAGAUAUUCAGGAUAGAUUUGAUGAAUACUUUAAUUCAGAUUUGUUUAAUUCUGUGAGAGAGACGGAUCCUUCUGCAUUUAAAAAAGUAAUACCUGUAAAUGGAGAUGUGACAAAACCAUGUUUGGGUUUAUCGGACCCGGAUCGUAAGAAACUUAUAAAUGAGGUGACACUUGUAAUUCACUCGGCUGCUACUACAAAAUUUGAUGAACCUUUAGAUGUUGCAGUCUCUAUAAAUGUUGACGCUGUUGUAGAGAUAAUUAAAUUUUGCCGAGAAUUAAAGAAACUAAAAGUUGCAGUGCACGUAUCUACGGCAUUUAUUCGAAUGAAUCUCAAAUGCAUAGAAGAGAAAGUUUAUCCGAUACCAAUGAGUCAUGAGGAAGUGAAAAAUACAAUUGAUAUAAUAAAACGUCGGAAUUUAUCCGAAAAAGAUGAAGAAGAAUUUACAAAAAUACUAUUAGGAGAAUAUCCAAAUACUUACGUUUUUACGAAAUCAAUCGCUGAGGGAAUAGUAAAAGAAAAAGCAAGUGACCUUCCAUUUCUUAUCUUCAGAUUUCCUAUAGCAUUGGGAACGUAUAAAGAACCAUUCACAGGAUGGGUGGACAUCGUUCAAGGGAUUAAUCAAGGGGUCAUUUGGUUAGGAAUGGGACUUGUACGCAUACUUUUGGUUCCUAAUAGAAAAGAUCAUCUUUACAUUGUACCAGCAGAUUUUGUCUGCAAUGCCCUUAUUGCUUCUAUUUGGGACUUUGACAAAAAUUUAAAAAGAAUUUCUGCAACAACUACUGAUACUAAUUGUUUACCAGUGUACAAUUAUGUAAAUGGAGAUAAAAAUCCCCUUACUAAAGAUAUAUUUGAAUCUGUUGCUCGUGGUCGUGGUCGUCGAUUUAUGCCAAGCACUGCAGUUUAUUUUCCCGAUGCAACUGUUGUUAAAUCGAAGAGAACGUUUGAUAUUUUAAAUAUCUUCUUUCAUUUACUGCCAGCAUUAAUUGGUGAUUUUAUUUUAAAGAUUUUGGGAAAGAAGCCCAAACUUUACAAAUUUUACCAAAAAGGAUUUAAACUUUUAAAAGCCGGUGAAUUUUUUAUGGAAACAAAAUGGUCGUUUGAGAAUAAAAAUAUUGAGACAUUAUGGGAGAAACUUUCAGAGGAUGAUAAGAGAUUGUUUCAAUUUGAUAUGAGAGAUGUAGAUUGGCAUAAUGCACUUAUUGAGGUUUGGAAGGGUGUUUUGAAAUAUAUUGUUAAGGAUGAAACUAAUCCUCAAAAGGAGAGAGAAACACUUCGUAGAUAUUACAAAUUACUUGUUAUACAUCGAACUCUUCAAACGAUUUUUUUUACAUUUAUAAUUUGGUUCAUUUGGAAAGUAUUUUGUGGACGCAGCUUUUUUUCAUAAAAAAUACGUAAAGUAACGUUACAAACGAAAUAUUAAUUUUAUUACUGUCAUUAAAUGUGAUAUUUUUUACUGUCUACUGAUUAUUAAUAUUUAUGUAUUAUUCAACAUAUUAUUAUUCUUUAAAAAAAAUCAUUAUAACUUUU
Messenger RNA from Leptopilina heterotoma, 1788 nucleotides. Its product is annotated as fatty acyl-CoA reductase wat-like. Gene Ontology annotation, molecular function: alcohol-forming very long-chain fatty acyl-CoA reductase (NADP+) activity. The record is from RefSeq and is a predicted model, not a curated record. The coding region runs from base 113 to 1645 and encodes 510 amino acids. Gene Ontology annotation, cellular component: peroxisome. NCBI's taxonomy places the organism in Eukaryota, Metazoa, Arthropoda, Insecta, Hymenoptera, Figitidae. The transcript is spliced from 10 exons. Gene Ontology annotation, biological process: long-chain fatty-acyl-CoA metabolic process.